AUGCAAGCCGCCAAGAUGUGCGAGGAGUCCAUCCCGGGGCUGCAGAUCGACCACGUAGACAUCUCCGACCUGCCGCUCCUCAACACCGACCUCGAGAACGUCGACGGCAACACCUUCCCGGCCGCCGUCAAGGAGUUCCGGGGCAGGGUCCGCGGCGCCGACUGCUUCCUCUUCGCCUCCCCCGAGUACAACUACUCCAUCUCAGGCGCUCUAAAGAACGCGUUGGACUGGGGGUCGCGGCCACCGAACGUGUGGGCGGACAGGGCCGGCGCUCUAGAUUUCUACAAAAUGAGAAAAUACCAAUUUCAGUGA
Molecule: messenger RNA, 312 nt
Organism: Triticum turgidum subsp. durum (durum wheat)
Lineage: Eukaryota; Viridiplantae; Streptophyta; Magnoliopsida; Poales; Poaceae
Source: the annotation of a GenBank genome assembly